AGUACAUAAAUAAGCCUAAAUUAUGGAUAGCUAUUUGGCAUUUUCACUUUUUUCUCAUUCAGCUCAGCUCGCCGGAAAAUUGCUCGGUGAUGACCGAUGUAAUUAGGGUUCCGCCGUCGCCGGUGAUAGAAAUUAUCAACACGGCCACAUUAAUAAAGCGCCGGAAAAUUGCUCGACGAUGACCGAUGCAAUUAGGUUUCCUCCGUCUCCGGUGGUAGAAAUUAUCAACACGGCGACAUCAAUAAAGGCAGUAGAAGUAGAACAAUUAUUCAAGUAUAAAUUCAACAACACGAAGCUUCUAGAAGAAUCUCUUACUCACUUGAUGUAUAAAAAUUACAAAAAUUACAAGCUGUUCAGCAGAUUGCAUUUUGGCGAUCCUUAUUAAUCGGGGCUUUGCCAUCAGCAACCAUCUGCAGACAAUCGAUGAUGCUACGCUACUGAAGCAUCCGAUGUUGAUGUCGUUUGAGAGAGAUUGAGAAGAUGGGAACUUUUUCAAGAUUUGAACCCCUUGUUGUGGAGCCUUGGAGACUGGAGUAACUGGUAAAGUUGCUGCCAUGUGACCAGGAGGUCACGGGUUCAAGCCUUGGAAACAAUUUCUGGUAGAAAUACAAGGUAAGAAAGUGUACGAUACACUCUUGUGGUAGGGCCCUUCCCCGGACACCGCGCAUAGCGGUAGUUUUAAUGCACCGGGCUGCCCUUAUAGACCCUUGUUGUGGAACUCAUUUGGUACUAUCGGUAUACUCCUACAGGUAUUUUUAGAAAUGUUUCAUCAGAGGUAGAGGUAUGGACUGCGUACAUCUUACCCCCCCAGACCUCACUAAGUGGGAAUACACUGGGUUUGUUGUUGUUGUUGUUUCAUGAUAAUUCUAGAAUUUAUCCCAUCUCUCUGAUGCUUGCACUGGGCUGUUAAUUCGUAUAUUAAUUUAGAAUGUCAGUUUAAGCACAUAUUGUUUUGGCUAGCCUUUUCGUGCAACCUUUAAAUGAUUCCAUGUUGGACAUGAUUGAAGAUUUGCACAAUUUUAAUUUUGACACACUAGGUUAGUGCUUCCACAAUCCUUUUAUAAAAUAUACCAAAAGUGAUAAAGUACAUAAUCAAGAGCUUCGUCUAUGAAGAGAUGUCGGGAGAGAUACAACAAUAUAACGUAGUUUAUCUCAUAUGCUAAAUUACAAGUUUGGAAGCUAUUCAAUUAUCUUAAAUUCAACUACCAUGUAGUUAUAUUUAUUUAGUCAUUUAAAUGAAUGUUGUAUCACACCCAUAGUGUGGCGUAGUUGUUCAAUGAAGUUGGGGUGAGCAUCAUGAGGUGUCAGGUUCAAUUUCCAAGGGAGAUAAAUGCUAGGUGAUCUCUUCCUAUCUGUUCUAGCCUUGGUGGAAAAAGUUACCUGGUACCUGGUGUUGUUGAGAGGUGGCAGGUAUCCUGUGGAGUUAGUCGAGAAGAGGGAACUUUUCCAUGAUUUGGGUCCCGUGUUGUGGAACUCAUUUGGUACACCCACUAUAUUCCUACAGGAAAUAAUUUCUAUAUAUCCUUUUUUGUCGCCGUCAAACCUGAUUCCUGCACAAUCAAAUAGAGUUUGUAACGUACUAACACUUCUUCAGUGUGUAGCCUCUCAUUCUGACACCAAAAUGUUGCUCCUCGAUGCAAAAAUUCCUUUCUAUCUGUACCCUUUUCUUGAUACAACAAGCGAGUCUAGACCAUUUGAGUAUUUGAGGCUUACAAGCUUAGGUGUCAUUGGUGCUCUCGUGAAGGCAGAUGACACUGACGUUAUCAGGGUUCUUCUUCCAACACAGAUAAUUCAGCGGUGCUUGCGUGCGAUGCAGAUGGGAAGUGAACUGUCAAAAACAGUUGCAACUUUCAUUCUGCGAAGAUGCCUUCUAGAUAAUUUAGGUUUGAGUUACAUCUGUACCACACCAGAAUUGUUUUUCGCAGUAGUCCGAGUUUUAGGGAAUAUGGUUGGCGCAUUGGCUGAACAACCUUCAUCUAGUCUGCUGAAACACAUAAUUAGGUGCUAUCUUCGUUUGUCUUAUAAUCGAAGGGCAUGUGAUGUACUGAGGACUCAUCUUCCUCUUAUUCUUAGAGAUACCACCUUCAGCAGUCGUCUUAGUGAGGAUCGUGUGACGAAGAAGUGGCUGCAGCAAUUGCUUCACAACGUUGGGAAUCGGAGGAUUUGAUUGUAAUUCUAGUGAACUGAAUUCAUAAAACUCGGGGCUUGAAUUAGGAUCUUUUGAUGGAUUAGUUAAGGUGCAUAUUUGGUGUGCAUUUCUUGUACUGUACUUGGGAUCUUUUGUUGGAGUAUUUAAGUUGCAUCUUUGGAAUGCAUUUCUUUUCUUAAAUUUGGAUCUUUUGCUGUUGUAUUGAAGGAAGGAGAACCUUGGAGUAAUGAGUAAAGUAGUUGUCGUGUGACUUGGAGGUCACAAUAAACCUUUGUGGUUCGGCCUUUUCCUAGAGUAACGAGUAAAGUACAGUAUGACCCACUAUUGGAGGUAGCACUCUAACGAGUUUGAGCCCUUUGCGCGAUGGAGUACUUACUACAUGAUAGCUAAUAAUAUAAUUUGUAUAGUAGUACUCAUACAUUAUAGUUUGUAUGAAAAGGUUCAAAAUUACCUUGAACUAUUUGAAGUGGGGCAGAAAAUAUUUCCGUUUGUAUUUUAGCUCAAAAAUGCUCAUUUCAUUUAGAACAUGUGUCAAUCUUAUAUAUUUGUCCAUAAUGAGAUGCGACAAUUUCUUUUA
Molecule: messenger RNA, 2726 nt
Organism: Capsicum annuum
Lineage: Eukaryota; Viridiplantae; Streptophyta; Magnoliopsida; Solanales; Solanaceae
Product: CCR4-NOT transcription complex subunit 9
Exons: 10
Coding region: 1331-2167 (278 amino acids)
Biological process (GO): negative regulation of translation; mRNA catabolic process
Cellular component (GO): CCR4-NOT complex; P-body; CCR4-NOT core complex
Source: RefSeq, a predicted model, not a curated record